GCCAACUUGAUGCUGCACGAGAUCCACGGCUUGAAGUUGUGUUACCUCAGUUGUGCAGGCGGUGCCAGACUCUUUCUGCUUGGGAUAUUACAUCGCGUCGGUAUGAUGAAAUGCAAAAAGUGCAGAACGAGUCGAAGUCCGUAGCACAUAGUCUGGGUGCUGGUCUACUCAAUUACAUAUGGACUACCUUCGACUUUGCAUCCGUUGGGAUUGAGCACUCGUGAGGACUUCUAUUACAUCGGAUUGUUUCGGUUUUCUACCAUGCAAUACUCCAGAUCGAUAGAUGUGGGAAGGUGCAUUGAAUAUGAUAGGCAACUCGACUUUCAUUCCAUGGUACGAGAGAUGGAGGUGCUCCAAGCGAAACCUAAUGCAAUAGAGGAUGAAGACGAACAACGAGCACUGGAGGAGGACGUCACAGGCAAGAUCCUAUGGCUCUGUUGGUGUGGGAUCUGUGCAGAAGUGGACCAAUUGUUACCACAGGUUGCGGAUUAUAUUCGGAGCGAACGCAAGUUCGUGGGAUUACGGGCAAUCUUAAAUUCGUUGAUGACGGGUCCAUUAGCAAACCCAAGCGAUGAUCAAGUUCACUUGCAGCGGAUCUUGUUUGAUGCAGGAGCGGGCACAUCGAAACAUCAGUUGCUGCUUGCUGCUCGGGCUGCAGAGCAAGCGAAGUGGUCUGGCACAAUUGUUCCGUGGGACACCAACACCAACAUGCAAGGCCCAAGUACAAGCUUUCAAACGCCCCCCACGCCAGCGGUGUAACUAACAUGGAUUUUGUUGUUGAGAAUGUCGUAGUCAACACUUACUAGCUGGUUCCACGAAGUAACGAGUCUCCUGGUCUAAUCUUGUUGUAAUAAUAGUUUAUACAAGAAGUAACCUUCUGUACAUUAAACAAUUCGAGACGAGUCCAAGGGACAAAUUCAAGUAUUGCUGUCUCCCAU
Molecule: messenger RNA, 938 nt
Organism: Pisolithus orientalis
Lineage: Eukaryota; Fungi; Basidiomycota; Agaricomycetes; Boletales; Pisolithaceae
Exons: 8
Coding region: 262-759 (165 amino acids)
Source: RefSeq, a predicted model, not a curated record